AUGGCUACCACGCUUCUGGGGCUCUACGGGAUGAAAUUCGUGGAUGCAUCGUUAUCCAAAGACGAUGUGUUUGCCCCGCAAGUCUACUCCAAAGGAGGGAGCCUAUUGGGUUACCCAAAUAUCCCGUACAAUGAUGCCGUGUUCAGCUGUACUUGGAGGACUCGACCGGCAGAGGGUAUGUCGUCACAACUUGAGAAAUGGCCGCGCUGCACCGAGCCGUCCCCGUCACACUCAACGCACGCGGGCGGAGGAGGGCGGACGGACGAGAGCGACCAAAAGACGAGUCCAGACUCUUCAAUACCGCCGCUCCUCCGGCGACCUCAUUCGCCAAUGGCAUUCCCACCAGGCGGUUACCUGAGCGGUUUGUCAAUCGCCAUCGGCGAUGAUACCAUCCUUGCGGUCUCGGAUCAGGCCACUCGAGACGAGUACUUGUAUAAUUGCCGGUAUUAUGGAUACCUAGCUAUGUAUGACCAUUCACGUUUUACGGCUUUUCUGCAUCUCAAGGGAAGAACAUGA
Messenger RNA from Pyricularia pennisetigena, 516 nucleotides. RefSeq lists its product as uncharacterized. The transcript is spliced from 2 exons. The coding region runs from base 1 to 516 and encodes 171 amino acids. Lineage: Eukaryota; Fungi; Ascomycota; Sordariomycetes; Magnaporthales; Pyriculariaceae. The record is from RefSeq and is a predicted model, not a curated record.